This is a messenger RNA of Wyeomyia smithii (pitcher-plant mosquito), 1349 nucleotides long. RefSeq lists its product as uncharacterized. The transcript is spliced from 2 exons. NCBI's taxonomy places the organism in Eukaryota, Metazoa, Arthropoda, Insecta, Diptera, Culicidae. The coding region runs from base 69 to 1247 and encodes 392 amino acids. Gene Ontology annotation, molecular function: protein binding. The record is from RefSeq and is a predicted model, not a curated record.
UCUAAUCAAUCCAAAGGCGUCCUCGGUUAUAAUCAUUAUAACGAAACGUCUGCUGAGUGAGUUUCGAAAUGGAUGGAAGGCGUCGCUCGCUUUUUUGCAUGAGCCUACUUAUUGGACUACUGCAGAUUUCGGCCAAACUCAUCCCAUGUGAUCGAAUACACAAUGAUCGAAACUGUUAUAUCCACAAUAUCAGCAUCGAUCCCACCGAGAAUCACAAUGACACUCAGUUUCAACACGUUCUUCAGCUGGUGCUGGAUAACUGUUCCAUAGUGCAAUUUUCCAGCGAACUGUUUGCAAAUCUUGGCGAGACGAACUUUCUAACGUUGAAAAGAGGAAAUGUGCCCAAUGUCAACUUCAGCUCCGAGACUCUGCACACGCUUCGCAUCGACAAAACGGGCCUGAAGAAUCUAUCGAUCGCAUCCAUACCAAAUCACAACCUAAACACGCUAAUGAUAAAUCGAAAUCCGAUAUCAAUCCUUCCAAACACAAUUCGCUACCUGUUUGCCCUAUCUAUUGUGGACCUAUCGCAAAACCAAUUGAAUCACAUGAAUCUCGACUGGUUCCAGCAAAUGGAUAACCUGAUGAUCCUGGACCUAUCGUGGAAUCACAUCGUGCGGAUCGAUGGAAGCUCGGAUCUACGUUUGAAACGGUUGAAAAACUUUUGGAUUAAUCACAACCAACUGUCACAGGUCCCCUGGUUUCCAAUAGCUUUUCCAAAACUGGAACGAAUUCGCCUGUCGGACAACUACUGGACUUGCAGUUGGGUUCGAGCAGUUCGACAGCAAAUUUGGGAUCGCGGAAUUCAACUUUUCGAUGCCGACAGUGCUUGCAGCGAACAACAGGAAGGUGGUCUCUGCUGUUACGUUUCGGCGACAGUGGGAUCCCCUACAGCAAAGUAUGAAUUUAUAGAAAUUGAUUUCCAACCUCAGACGGCGAGUAUUAUGGAAAUGGAGCCGGAAAAACCUCAAUCAGCAUCGUUGGUAGCAGCGGAUCGGGAAGGCAAAGGAAACGUUACCUGUCGGUCGUUUCAGGAAAAGAUACGAAAUUUGAAACGGGAAAUGUUAAUAAUGGCAAGGGAAAGAGCGGAGAUGGAACAACAGUUUGCGAAAAAAGUUCAAUCAUUGCAGGAGCUGCUACGAGGUAUCAGAGAAGACUUAGGAGAAUCGGAAAAGGAAGUGUCGCGUUAUAGAUUGAAGGAACGAUUGGAGAUGAUCGCUAAGACGGAGCGAUUGAAUAACAAGAAAUAGAUUGAGGAUACAGAGAUAAAUAUUUAUAUUUAAGAAAAUUUGUCACUUCUUUGAAUAAACUAUACUAUGUCAAAACUACUGGCAUUAGCUUGUCAACGAAAA